Candida tropicalis MYA-3404 is the source of this 2496-nucleotide messenger RNA. RefSeq lists its product as uncharacterized. The coding region runs from base 1 to 2496 and encodes 831 amino acids. Gene Ontology annotation, cellular component: RNA polymerase I complex. The record is from RefSeq and is a predicted model, not a curated record. The transcript has a single exon. Gene Ontology annotation, biological process: DNA-templated transcription. Lineage: Eukaryota; Fungi; Ascomycota; Pichiomycetes; Serinales; Debaryomycetaceae. Gene Ontology annotation, molecular function: DNA-directed RNA polymerase activity; DNA binding.
AUGGAUAUUUCGAAACCAGUUGGUUCAGAAAUCACAUCUGUUGAUUUUGGUGUGUUGUCUGAUGAUGAAAUUAGAAAAUUAUCAGCAAAACAAAUCACAAAUCCUAUUGUAUUUGAUAAUUUAGGUCAUCCUAUAAAUGGAGGUUUAUAUGAUUUAUCACUUGGGGCAUUCUUAAGAAAUGUUUGUACUACUUGUGGAUUAGAUGAAAAAUUCUGUCCUGGUCAUAUGGGUCAUAUUGAAUUACCUGUUCCUGUUUAUAAUCCAAUGUUUUUCAAUCAAUUGUAUAUUUUUUUAAGAAGUGCUUGUUUAUAUUGUCAUAAUUUUAAACUUAAUCAAGUUGAAGUUCAUAAAUAUCAAUGUAAAUUACAUUUGAUUCAAUAUGGUUUAUUAUUGGAAUGUGUUGAAUUGGAUAACAUUUUGGCAAGUUCUUCUAAGAAAUCUCCAGAUGAUGAAAUUGACGAAGAUGAUGAAGAUGAAGAAGAUGAAUAUACUAGUGGUAAAUCAGUUAGUAGUAAAUCUAAAAAAGAACUUAUGGAACGUCGUGAAUUAUUUGUCAAGAAUGCCAUUGAAAAAGCUUUAAAUGAAGGUAGAACUAGUCAUAGGGGUAUUGUCACUGCUUCUGUUUCUGAAGAAAGAAAAGCUGUUAUUCAUGAAUUUUACAAAGCUUUGUUGAGUAGACCAAAAUGUCACAAUUGUGGAAUGUAUUCUCCAGGUUUUAGAAAAGAUGGUUUCACCAAGAUUUUCGAAAACUCCUUGACUGAAAAACAAAUUACCAACAAUCGUGUUAAAGGUUUACAACGUCCUUCUAUGAUUAAAAAGUCCAACAACAAGUCAUCUUCUUCUGAAGUCAGUGAUCUACCAAACAUCAAACAUAAAGGAGGAUCCAAAUAUGUUUUAUCUACUGAAAUUAGAAACAUUUUGAGAUCUUUAUUCAACAAAGAACAACAUGUCUUGCAAAAAGUUUUCCACUCCAGACCAUACCAACAUGAUCAUGUUAGUGGUGACAUUUUCUUUAAACAAUCUGUCUUGGUUCCCCCAACCAGAUUCAGAUUGCCAUCUAAAUUAGGUGAUGAAAUCCAUGAAAAUGCUCAAAAUGAAUUAUUAUCCAACAUCAUCAAGACUUCUGUCCUUAUAAGAACAUUGAAUGAUCAAAUUUCCAACAUGUAUAAAGACAAAUUGGGUGGUGAAGAUAAAAAGAUUCUUUUCAACAGAUUAAUGAAUGCUUUUGUUACUUUACAAAAUGAUGUCAAUGCAUUUAUUGAUUCUACUAAAAACCAAAAUGCACCAGCUGGUAAAGUUCCAAACCCAGGUAUUAAACAAGCAUUGGAAAAGAAAGAAGGUUUGUUCAGAAAACACAUGAUGGGUAAGAGAGUUAAUUAUGCUGCUCGUUCUGUUAUUUCACCAGAUCCAAACUUGGAAACAAAUGAAAUUGGUGUUCCCCCUGUAUUUGCCACCAAAUUAACUUAUCCGGAACCAGUUACUUCUUAUAAUGCUGCCGAAUUAAGACAAGCUGUUAUUAAUGGUCCUGAUACAUGGCCAGGUGCUAUCCAAAUUCAAAAUGAAGAUGGUUCCUUGGUUUCCUUGGUUGGUAUGACUUUGGAACAACGUAAGGCUCUUGCUAAUCAAUUGUUGACUCCAAGUAAUGGUAACUCUGUUGUUGGCAAGAAAGUUUACAGACAUAUUAAAAACAAUGAUGUUGUUAUUAUGAAUCGUCAACCAACUUUGCAUAAAGCUUCUAUGAUGGGUCAUAAAGUCAGAGUUUUACCAGGUGAAAAGACUUUAAGAUUACAUUAUGCUAAUACUGGUGCUUAUAAUGCCGAUUUUGAUGGUGAUGAAAUGAAUAUGCAUUUCCCACAAAAUGAAAAUGCUAGAGCUGAAGCUUUGAACUUGGCAAAUACUGAUAGUCAAUACUUGACUCCAACUUCUGGUUCCCCAUUGAGAGGUUUGAUUCAAGAUCAUAUUUCUGCCGGUGUUUGGUUAACCAGUAAGGAUACUUUCUUCACAAGAGAAACUUAUCAACAAUUGAUUUACGGUUGUAUUAGGCCAGAAGAUGGACAUACUACUAGAAACAGAAUCAUCACUGUUCCACCAGCUGUUUACAAACCAGAGAUGUUGUGGACUGGUAAACAAGUCAUCACUACUAUUUUGUUGAACAUCAAACCAGAAAACGUUCCGGGUGUCAAUUUGAUUUCCAAGAACAAGAUCAAGAGUGAUUAUUGGGGUGAAGGUAGCACAGAAAAUGAUGUUAUUUUCAAAAAUGGUGAAUUAUUAUGUGGUAUCUUGGAUAAAUCUCAAUAUGGUGCUUCUCAAUUUGGUAUUAUCCAUUCUUUACAUGAAGUUUAUGGACCAACUGUUGCUGGUAAGGCUUUGAGUAUCUUGGGUAGAUUAUUCACCAACUACAUUAUGAUGACUGCAUUUACUUGUGGUAUGGAUGAUUUGAGAUUGACUGAUGAAGGUAACAAAUGGAGAAAAGGAUAUCUUGAAACAAUCUGUUGA